AUGGCGGACAUGUGUCAGAAGUUGCAUUAUGGAAGGGCCAUUGAGAAGACCAUAUGUCUCAGAAAUAUUUAUGACCCUAAACCUGUUGCCAAAGCUCCCGUCAAGAUACGACCUCCGCCUCCAAGAUCUGCCACAACCAAACCUCAAGUGGCCAAACCUGAGCCAACAGUAGAACCGCCAGCUAAACCCAUAAUGAGGAAACGGGCCAAAUCACUGUCAUUUUUACCUGCGAAUAGCACGCCACCGCAUAGAAAUUCACAGGUGCGCUUUGUGGACGCCCUUGGACUUGAGUUAGAAGAGGUCAAAGUGUUCAAAGUUCAAGAGCACCCUCACAUCCCACAUCACGUCAUGUUCAGACUAUUGAUGAGUUCGGAGAUGGCUUUUAGGAAAUCACUUGAGCUGUCCUUGCCUUACUUUAAGCCAUGUUUCCCAGAGGAUUUCAGAUCCCAACCCAACUUCAUGGAACGUUUGUAUAGUCAGUGUGUUUGUCUAGAAAAGGUCAACUGCUCGGAUCAAGGAAUUACUGGGACAAUUUGUGUUCUCAACAUAGCCUUUGAAAAGUAUGUGUCAGUGCAUUACUCCUUUACAAACUGGAGGAUGCACACAAAUACUACAGCAUCUUGGGUAUCAAGUGGAGGCAGUUGGGGUAACAAUGCUCUGGGAAUUGAUGUUUUUCGAUUUCGAUUGCCUGUACCACCAUUUAUUUUGGAGCCUGGAGCCAUUUUGGAAUUUGCCAUCUGCUACACUGUGAAUGGAGUCAAUUACUGGGACAAUUACAACGGGCAGAACUACAAACUGUCUUGCCAUAGCUAUAAAGUAACUGUGCCGAAGGAAUGUGAGGACAGCAUGCUGCAUUUUACUUAGCGACCAUAAGAGGGAGCCUGAAUAUAAAAUAACAAAUCAAAUCGAACACUGCUUUACUAUAGGCUCAGUCAAUCAGACUAGAUACUGUGUGUGUUUGAGUGAUUUGAUUGUUUCAUUUUUGGAAGAAAACACAUAAAGAAUUUCAUAGCUGAGACUAUAAAUGUGUUUAGCCAUAGGCACAUAUAUGUACUGACAGAAAUGACUGCAUGUGUGACCUGGCACAUAUAUGCACUGACAGAAAUGAUAGCGUGUGUGACCUGUUGCCAUGCUUGAAAAGGGUCAUGGGAGGUGACAUUAUCAUCUGACACUGAGCUCUGAAACAGUCUGGACAAUGGCCAAAGAUGCCUCCAGCUGAGAUUCUCACCCACUGCUUCUGGACCUUGACAAAUGUAAAAAAAUUGUCUUUGCAAUUUUGCAUGAAGAAUUUUGUUUACAUCUUCAGUUAGCCUAGUCCAAAAUUGCACAAUGAGGAGCAAACUAAAACACGUAUCUAAACUUAACUUUCGAUAGCAUUUCUUGA
Boleophthalmus pectinirostris (great blue-spotted mudskipper) is the source of this 1384-nucleotide messenger RNA. RefSeq names its product protein phosphatase 1 regulatory subunit 3D-like. Gene Ontology annotation, cellular component: protein phosphatase type 1 complex. Lineage: Eukaryota; Metazoa; Chordata; Actinopteri; Gobiiformes; Gobiidae. Gene Ontology annotation, biological process: regulation of glycogen biosynthetic process. Gene Ontology annotation, molecular function: protein phosphatase 1 binding; glycogen binding. The transcript has a single exon. Bases 1 to 864 code for a protein of 287 amino acids. The record is from RefSeq and is a predicted model, not a curated record.